AUGCCAUGUGGCGACCAACCAACAUUUUCCCGGCGGGGUCGAAAAACUGUUCUCAGCACAGAGGACCAGUUGUUCCUAGUGAUGGUCAGACUAAAGCUUGGACUGUUCCAAAAAGACCUCGGGCAUCGUUUUGGCAUCCACCAGAGCACCGUGAGCAGACUCUGCACUGACUGGAUAAACUUCUUGUACCUACGUCUGUGUGAGCUACGACUAUGGGCCACCCGGGAAAUUGUUGACAAGAACAUGCCACCAGCCUUUGUGGAUAAGUAUCCAAGGACACGGGUCAUCAUUGAUGCCACAGAAAUAAGGUGUGAAGUCCCAAGUUCUUUUGUUCUACAGUCUGAGACAUACUCAAACUAUAAAUCAUGCAACACAUUCAAAGGUCUGGUUGGAAUAUCACCAGAUGGCCUUGUCACAUUUGUGUCAGCUCUGGCUACAGGAUCCAUCUCGGAUAGAGAACUUGUCAAGAAAAGUGGAUUUCUUUCACUCCCGUUUACGGAGGGAGAUGUCGUCAUGGCAGACAAAGGCUUCACAAUCGGUGACCUUCUGGAACCACUGAAAGUGGAGCUGAACAUACCACCAUUUCUGAGACAACAACAGUUUGCAGAAGAGGACGUGCUGGAAACUGAAGCAAUAGCGUCACUCCGUAUUCACGUUGAGCGCAGAAUUCAAAGGAUCAAAAACUUCCACAUAUUCGAUCGUCGCAUAUACCCAUAA
Messenger RNA from Ornithodoros turicata, 717 nucleotides. RefSeq lists its product as uncharacterized. The transcript has a single exon. Lineage: Eukaryota; Metazoa; Arthropoda; Arachnida; Ixodida; Argasidae. The coding region runs from base 1 to 717 and encodes 238 amino acids. The record is from RefSeq and is a predicted model, not a curated record.